UCCUCCGACUGGGAAAAGAAAACCAUUGAAAAAGUGAGCCAAGGGUUUUGAUUUUCCAGUUCCGGCGACGUUUACUCAACUCUCCUCCGACACCGCCGUUUAACUCCACCGUGUUAGCUUCAGCAAUCAAAGAGUUCUUCAAAGCGUUGGUACAGCGUGGGUUGAGAUAUAUACCAGAGAUGGACAUUGAUGAUGAGAUCGAAGCUGCUGGGGAGAUCAAUCUUUCUGAGCUAGGAGAAAGUUUUCUCCAGAGUUUCUGCAAAAAAGCUGCAACAUCCUUCUUUGAAAACUAUGGACUUAUAAGUCAUCAGCUCAACUCCUACGACUUCUUCAUCAAACACGGGCUUCAGAAUGUGUUUGAUUCCUUUGGUGAGAUGCUCGUUGAACCGUCUUUUGAUAUUUCAAAGAAGAAGGCCGAUGAUUGGAGAUACGCUACUGUUCGAUUCGGACUAGUCACCGUCGAGAUGCCCACAUUCUUUUCUGAUGACAAGGAGCUUCAGUUUCUCCCAUGGCAUGCCAGGCUUCAGAAUAUGACUUACUCAGCAAGGAUCAAAGUAAAUGUCCAAGUUGAGGUGUUCACAAAAAGUGUUGUUAAAAGUGACAAAUUCAAGACCGGACAAGACGAGUAUGUUGAGAAGAAGAUACUAGAUGUCAAAAAGCAGGACAUUCUAAUUGGUAGAAUACCUGUCAUGGUGAAGUCUGUCCUUUGCAAUACAAGCGUGCAAGGAAAGGAAAACUGCAAUAAGGGGGAUUGUGCCUUUGAUCAGGGUGGAUAUUUUGUGAUAAAGGGUGCUGAGAAGGUGUUUAUAGCUCAGGAACAGAUGUGCAUAAAGAGACUGUGGAUUUCUAAUUCACCAUGGACAGUCUCCUUCAGGUCCGAAACUAAAAGAAAUCGAUUCAUUGUGCGCCUCGCAGAGAAUCUGAAAUCAGAAGACUAUAAGAGAAGGGAGAAAGUACUGACAGUGUACUUCUUGUCGACUGAGAUUCCAGUCUGGCUUAUGUUCUUCGCGCUGGGGGUUUCGUCAGACAAAGAAGCCAUGGAUUUAAUUGCUUUUGAUGGUGAUGAUGCAAGAAUUACCAACAGUCUCAUAGCUUCUAUCCAUGAAGCUGAUGCAAUUUGUGAAGGUUUUCGCUGUGGGAACAAUGCUCUAGCAUAUGUUGAACAGCAGAUCAAAAGCACCAAGUUCCCUCCUCUUGAAAGUGUGGAUGACUGCCUCCGCCUGUAUUUGUUAAGAACCAUGACCAAGAACAUGCAGAAACACCUCGCAGGCGAUGGUGAUUUAAAGCCUAUUGAGCAUUAUUUGGAUGCUUCCAUCAUCACAAAUGGGCUUAGUAGAGCCUUCUCCACUGGACAAUGGUCUCAUCCUUUCAGGAAGAUGGAAAGGGUUUCAGGUGUUGUAGCUAAUCUGGGUCGUGCAAAUCCAUUGCAGACUCUGAUUGAUCUGAGGAGAACGAGACAGCAAGUCCUAUACACUGGCAAGGUUGGAGAUGCGAGAUAUCCGCAUCCGUCUCACUGGGGCAGAGUAUGCUUUUUAUCAACUCCAGAUGGUGAAAAUUGUGGUCUCGUGAAGAACAUGUCCCUUCUUGGACUUGUUAGCACACAAACUUUGGAGCCUGUGGUGGAAAAGCUCUUUGAUUGUGGAAUGGAAGAGCUGAUGGAUGAUACCAGCACACCAUUGUGUGGCAAACAUAAAGUUCUUUUCAAUGGAGACUGGAUUGGAUUAUGUUCAGAUUCUGAAUACUUUGUCGCGGAGUUAAAGAGCAGGCGGCGCCGAAGUGAAUUACCUCGUGAGAUGGAAAUUAAACGAGAUAAAGAUGACAAUGAGGUGAGAAUUUUCACUGACGCUGGUAGACUACUCCGACCUCUCUUGGUUGUGGAAAAUCUCCACAAGUUGAAGCAAGACAAACCGAGACAGUAUUCUUUUGAGCAUCUUCUUGACCAAGGGAUUCUUGAGUUGAUCGGGAUUGAAGAAGAAGAAGACUGUAAUACAGCAUGGGGAAUCAAACAGCUUCUGAAGGAACCAAAUAAUUACACGCAUUGCGAAUUAGACUUGUCAUUCCUGUUGGGUGUGAGCUGUGCAAUUGUCCCAUUUGCAAACCACGAUCAUGGGAGAAGAGUUCUCUACCAGUCCCAGAAGCAUUGCCAACAAGCCAUUGGUUUCUCAUCAACGAACCCUAACACCCGCUGCGAUACACUGUCCCAGCAGCUGUUCUAUCCCCAGAAGCCACUUUUCAAGACAUUGGCGUCGGAGUGUCUUAAAAAAGAAGUGCUGUUUAAUGGCCAGAACGCAAUUGUUGCUGUGAAUGUUCAUCUCGGGUACAACCAAGAGGAUUCCAUUGUGAUGAACAAGGCUUCACUGGAACGUGGUAUGUUCCGUUCAGAGCAGAUUAGAAGCUACAAAUCAGAGGUUGAUAGCAAAGACUCGGAGAAGAGGAAGAAGAUGGAUGAGGUUGUUCAGUUUGGAAAGACACACAGCAAAAUCGGCAAAGUAGACAGCCUUGAUGAUGACGGGUUUCCUAUCAUUGGUGCUAACAUGAGCACUGGCGAUAUUGUCAUUGGCAGAUGCACCGAGUCUGGGGCUGAUCACAGUAUAAAGCUCAAGCACACUGAGAGAGGAAUUGUGCAAAAAGUGGUAUUAUCAUCUAAUGAUGAGGGGAAGAAUUUUGCUGCGGUUUCUCUGAGACAGGUUCGUUCUCCAUGCCUUGGAGAUAAGUUUUCCAGUAUGCAUGGGCAGAAAGGUGUUUUAGGCUAUGUAGAGGAACAGGAGAAUUUUCCUUUCACGAUCCAAGGCAUAGUUCCUGAUAUUGUGAUAAACCCGCACGCUUUCCCUUCUAGGCAGACACCGGGUCAACUCUUGGAGGCUGCGCUCUCCAAAGGAAUCGCUAGUCCUAUACAAAAGAAGAAGGGUAGCUCUGCUGCAUACACCAAAGUGACUCGUCAUGCUACUCCUUUCUCCACUCCGAGUGUCUCUGAAAUCACUGAGCAGCUUCACAGGGCUGGCUUUUCAAGAUGGGGAAACGAAAGGGUCUACAACGGUAGAUCGGGUGAGAUGAUGCGUUCUCUGAUAUUCAUGGGCCCAACGUUCUACCAGCGACUUGUCCACAUGUCAGAGGACAAAGUCAAAUUCAGGAACACCGGACCAGUCCACCCUCUCACACGGCAACCAGUGGCAGAUAGGAAGAGGUUCGGCGGAAUAAAGUUUGGAGAAAUGGAGAGAGACUGCCUAAUAGCUCAUGGUGCUUCCGCGAAUUUGCAUGAGCGUCUCUUCACUCUAAGUGACUCCUCUCAGAUGCACAUCUGCAGAAAAUGCAAGACCUAUGCGAACGUGAUCGAGAGGACUCCAAGCAGUGGAAGAAAGAUCAGAGGGCCUUACUGUAGAGUGUGCGAAUCCCCAGACCAUGUGGUUAGGGUGUAUGUGCCUUAUGGAGCUAAGCUUCUGUGUCAGGAGCUGUUCAGCAUGGGCAUCACUCUCAACUUCGACACCAAGCUCUGCUAGCUGAUUCCCUUGUCUUUAUUAUUGUCUAUAUUUUAUUUAACGGUAUAAUAAUGGCUUAGUGCCUUAAGACUCUCCCAUGCUAAGAUGCUAUCGUGUAGUUUGAACCACUUGCACUGAACUAACCCGUAGUGGUUGCAGUUGCUUUUGUGAGAUUUGACUCUUAACCGCUUAUGAUUAUCGUAUCUUAAUAAAUCGGUUUAUAUAUUCCGGUU
Molecule: messenger RNA, 3709 nt
Organism: Camelina sativa (false flax)
Lineage: Eukaryota; Viridiplantae; Streptophyta; Magnoliopsida; Brassicales; Brassicaceae
Source: RefSeq, a predicted model, not a curated record